UUGACGGUUUUCAUCAGCUGGGGAAAUACUUUAGAUUUAAAUGCGAAAUUCCCAAUAGUUCUAGGCCCUUCCUUGAAGCCACAUAUUGCAUUCUAACCGUCCCCAAAUGACGAACAUAGCGAGCCUCAACGAUGACUGCCUGCUUCAAAUUAUAGAGUACCUGAGUUUGGAGGAGCAAUUGGAGCUAUGGCAGGCUACAAAGUCCACUUCCCGUCUGUGCUCGGUGGUUUUAUACGCUUGGCAGCGCCAAAGCAAGUACUGUAUCAGCCGGCAAACAUUUGCUGGAAGGCCUCAUCUUCAACAGAAUUUCCUCCAAUGCAUCAACUCCACUGUCGUAGAGCUCACACUCUGUCAUUUGCCCAUAGAACAGCUGGAACGCUGGAAGGACCACUCGUUUCCCAACGUAAGGGAAUUGUACUACCUGGGGGACUUGUACGACGAAGCCGAUAGUGACGCCGACAUUGCCAUUCUGGUAAAUUGCUUUCCUCAACUGGAAUCCAUCGGGAUAAGUGGCCACACUAGUGGACAAUACAUCAGCCAGUGGCAGCACCUCCGCCGUGUGGAUCUUCAACUGUGCUGGUACCUGGACUCACAAUGCUUCAAAGGUAUUUGCCAGAAACUGCGCCUACAAACCUUAUGCGUCCAAUGGCGACGAUUCGAGGCAGAUACUUAUAUUCCGGCCAUCUCGUCUCUACGGGAACUGGAGGAGCUCGACCUAGACAUAGUCAACCUCAGCACCGAGAAUGCCCGCAAGCUCUUGAGUCUGCCCAAGUUAAAAAAACUUCGCCUACAAAUGAUGGAUUUAUUUGAUGACGUCCUAGAGGUUAUUGGCCAACUGCGUGGGCAGGAUUUGGUGGCGAUUACUUGCAGAGACAAUAUUAUAUCUUGGCGUCCCCAAGUAUUGGCGACAUUGGAUAACCUUCGCCGCUUAACACUCAUUGAUGAUGGAGGCCUUUACGACAUCGACUUGAGCGUUAUAAUCAAAAGCUUUCCCCGUUUGGAGCAACUGCACUUUGAACACUCGCUCCUUUGGCCAAAUGCUGACGGCAUCUGGGAAGUAGUAGCUGCUUGUCCACAACUCAAGUUAAUCACUAUAUUCAACCCCGAUCUUCCAAAUGAGUUUUUGUUUUUAGUGCUUCUACUAUGCAGCGGGUUCUAAAUCAGCGCAUCGAGCCCUUGUGUAUACGGUUCCAUGGAACUGGCAAUGAAGAACUGAUAAGAAAAGAAUUUGUACAUAACAAACUUAAAGUAUUAUAUAUGGCCACAAAUUGCGCUGUUUCCCAGAUACCUGAAGAAUGUAUGGAGUUGGAAUUUCUAGUCCAGGAAAAAUCUUUGUGAUACAAGUGCAUGUUUAGCUUUUCCUUCCGGAGAGAGAUACAUUUGAUCACUGUCAAAUGCAUAGGCUGAUAUUUAUCUAUUUGCUGCCUUUUUACAAAGA
Molecule: messenger RNA, 1438 nt
Organism: Drosophila serrata
Lineage: Eukaryota; Metazoa; Arthropoda; Insecta; Diptera; Drosophilidae
Source: RefSeq, a predicted model, not a curated record